Molecule: messenger RNA, 1667 nt
Organism: Prunus avium (sweet cherry)
Lineage: Eukaryota; Viridiplantae; Streptophyta; Magnoliopsida; Rosales; Rosaceae
Source: RefSeq, a predicted model, not a curated record
GUUGAGGGUGCCUGCAACAAGGGCGGUAGGGGUCCUAGUAUUUGGGAUGCCUUUUCUCACUCAAAAGGGACAAUCAUUGAUGGAAGCAAUGGUGACGUUGCAGUGGAUCAAUAUCAUCGGUAUAAGGAAGAUGUUGAACUCAUUGCCAAGUUGGGAUUUGAUGCUUAUCGCUUUUCCAUAUCAUGGUCGCGAAUAUUCCCUGAUGGUUUGGGAACCAAAGCCAAUGAAGAAGGGAUUUCUUACUAUAACAAUAUCAUUAACAAUCUCCUUGAAAAGGGUAUCCAGCCUUAUGUAACACUGUACCAUUGGGAUCUACCCUUGUACCUUCAUGAGAAUAUGGGAGGGUGGUUGAAUAAGAAAAUUGUAGACUACUUCUCAGUCUACGCUGACACUUGCUUUGCAAGUUUUGGUGAUAGAGUAAAGGACUGGAUUACAAUUAAUGAGCCUCUUCAGACUGCCGUUAAUGGUUAUGGUAUUGGGAUAUUUGCUCCUGGAAGACAUGAAUGUUCAUCAACAGAACCAUAUUUGGUUGCACACCACCAACUGUUGGCCCAUGCUGCAGCUGUUUCCAUAUACCGAAGCAAGUAUAAGGACAAACAAGGGGGACAAGUGGGCUUGACCGUCGACUGUGAAUGGGCUGAGGCUAAUUCAGACAAAAUUGAAGACAAAAUUGCUGCAGCUAGGCGCCUAGAUUUUCAGCUUGGAUGGUUCUUAGAUCCAAUAUAUUAUGGAGAAUACCCCAAAGCUAUGCGUGAAAGACUUGGAGAUCGGCUUCCCAUAUUCUCAGAGAAAGAUAAGGAAUUGCUUGAGAACUCAUUAGACUUUGUUGGUCUGAAUCACUAUACAUCAAGAUUUAUUGCUCAUGUAAGAGAUAGCUCCGAUGAUGGUAAUUUUUAUAAAUCACAAGAGGUGGAGAGAAUUGCUGAAUGGGAAGAUGGUGAGGCUAUUGGUGAGAAGGCAGCAUCAGAAUGGCUUUAUGUUGUUCCUUGGGGCAUCCAUAAAGUUCUGAAUUACAUAGCACAGAGAUACAAUAAUCCAGCAAUAUAUAUUACUGAGAAUGGUAUGGAUGAUGAAGAUGACACUUCCCCACUUCAUGAAAUGCUAGAUGACAAACUGAGAGUUAGUUACUUUAAGAGAUACCUUUCAUCAGUUGCCAAUGCAAUAAGGGAUGGAGCAGACGUGAGGGGAUACUUUGCGUGGUCAUUACUGGAUAACUUUGAGUGGGCUCAAGGCUAUACCAAGCGUUUUGGUUUAGUUUACAUCGACUACAAGAAUGAGCUCUCUAGGCACCCAAAAUCUUCAGCCUACUGGUUUUUGAGGUUCUUUAAAGGUGGUGAAGGGAAACAUGGCAAGGAACAGUAAUGGAAAAUUUAGCUGACAAUUGCCAUCCAUGAGAGGGACUGCCCAGGAACUUUAUCUUUUCACGUACCAACUUAAACUGCUUGCUGCUUCAAUUGGUUUCAAACCAAUGGACUCCUCUGGAACUCGUUUUGAGCUUUUGUAAGUCACCCCGAAGUGUAUGUACUAAGACUUUUUUAUCCCUGAAUAUGUCUGUGUUCUUUAUUCAUCUUGGAAACAUAUGAUCGAGUUGACUAACUCUUCUAUCUCCUUUUUCAUGUGGCUUACCGACUUCCAUAAUGAAUUUGAAUGUAUUAUCAUUGACAAUU